Molecule: messenger RNA, 1413 nt
Organism: Mus musculus (house mouse)
Lineage: Eukaryota; Metazoa; Chordata; Mammalia; Rodentia; Muridae
Gene: Esp34
Product: exocrine gland secreted peptide 34
Exons: 3
Coding region: 213-464 (83 amino acids)
Biological process (GO): signal transduction
Cellular component (GO): extracellular region
Molecular function (GO): pheromone activity
Source: RefSeq, marked validated
AUAGUCUGAUGUUCAAGAAUCAGAAGCCAAGAGUAACUCUUCAAUCAAACCACUUUGCUUGGAAUAGCAGGCUGUGUAUCACAUCUGCAUCUGAGUUCAAACUUCUAAAGUCACCACUUCACAAGGAAAGGAGGAAUCCCAAAGAAUUAGAGAAGCAAAGGAGAGUGAAGCAGAAACUGAAAUCCUGUGAAACAAUCAAUCGAGUUUCAGCCAUGGCUUCAUUCCCAGUGAUGUGUUUUCUCCUCAUUCUCUUGUUACCAUCAAUGUUCACUGAAGGAGUGGUUCUGAAAAAGGAUCAGGAAGAACUCAUUGACUCAGAAGAUGAAUCAAUUAUCUUGAUUAGCUGCCAAUAUAUACAAGAAUUCUUAAAGAAUGCUGGGGAAAUAUUAUUUUACUCCAAUGACAAAGAAGUAAUGUUUGAAAAGAUAAUUGAUAGGGAUUUCUUUUUUUUUGUGUUUGUAUGAGUAGAACUUAUGCAGUGCCUUAAAUAUCCAAAAACUAGGUUGUUACUCCAAGUAAUGGACCCAGUGAGAUUCAUUAAUAUGACCCAAUCAAGGGAAUUUUGUUAGGUAACAAUAACAAAACUUUCCACUCUCAUUCAAAUCUGUUUUGGCAAAAAUUUGAAAUUAGUGACUUCUAAAUUUAUUUCCAAAUAAAAUAUUGGCUCCUAGUGUUCUAAAUACUGUGUCAACUAUUAUAUUCUGCAUUAGGGCUAUAUCCUCUUUACUUAUCCACACAAACAAACAAUCAAUGGAGGGUUGUAAAUACAUUCCAUAUACUACGAAAAUUACUCAUUCCAUGUCAAGGUAGAAAAAAUCUAAAUAAUGUAUGAAGUAGAAGGAAGUUUGGAAUUAUCAUCACUUCAAUAUUAACCCCCUAACCUCCUUUUUCUUAAAUAAGUGAGUUUCAACCUUUAUAAUGCUACAACCUUCUACUAACGUUUUUCAUGUGGUGACAAAAAAUAUAAAUAUUUUCAUUUUUUCUUCAUAAAUGUACAUUUAUAUUUUUAUAAAUUAUAAUGUUAACAUGUAAUAUUCACAAUAUGUGAUUGUUAACCCUUAUGAAAUAGUCAUUUUACCCCAAAGGUUUUACUACUGACAGUUUGAGACCCUUUGCCUUAAGUACACAUGUCACUUGUGGGUAGGAUUCCAAGAGGAAUCAUCUUGGGUCCCUCACUCAUCCUUUCUUUAAUCUGUUCAGGCUCAAGUGAAAAUCCACUUUGCUUCACUCUAUGAAUCUUUAUGAGUAUACACUACUAACUAUCAUCCUUUUCUUUAAGUCUUUUAUGUUAUUCUUUGGAGAUUUCCAGCAAGUAUGUGAAUAGAUUUUGAACAGACUCACUUUUUGGGCUCUCUUGUUUUCAUCCAUCUCCCUUGAGCAUAUUAUUUUUUCUCAAUAAAUGCUUUCUGGACA